AUGUCGACAAAGUUAGAGGCUCCUAAUGAAACUAGAAACAAAAGAAGAAGUUCAUGCCUAUCUUCUUGUUUCUCAAGCUCGCCCGUCUAUGAGUCUGAUGAAUUGGAGUCAGCUUUAGAUUCAAAGCUCGAGCUCAAGAGGGAGAAUAGAUCAUGGUUCUCUCGGUCGACGUUCCAUAGCAAGAAGAAGAAGGCGCAGAAGAAGAAGAAGGCAGGGCAUGUUGUCGUCGAUGUCGCUGAAUCUAGUACUCCUUCAGGCAAAGAAAACAAGGACAGACUCCAAAGCCAAAAGGCUAAGAGAAACAAGCACAAGCUCAAACCCCAAAUCCAACAACAGGAACAACGGCUACAAGCCCGCACCAACACUGUAUCACAAAUCACAAGCCUCCCAGAAAUCUCAUUCAAGUACAACUCGAGCAGACCACGAGCCAGAUCGAGACCUGAACCAGUCCAAACCACAACAAGAACACAAGAAACUGGUUCGUCCAAACCAGAACUAGACCGACAUGCAAAACUUGAUCCUACAGUAGGAUUACUAGUGCUUGGAAUCACAUUGGCCACAAUGCUUGUAUGUGGCCGUGUUUGUGCAGUUAUGUGUCUGUGUGCGUGCUUUUAUGUCCUCCCUCUUCUGAGGGGGACACCGACAACGAAAGAAGAUAACGGAUAUACGAAAAAUGAUGAAAACGUGGAUCUGGAAUCCGAGGAAUAUAAGAAGAGAGUAGUUCUUGGAGGCUUGCUGGAGAGAAAUGGCCGGAGACCGUGA
Molecule: messenger RNA, 762 nt
Organism: Asparagus officinalis (garden asparagus)
Lineage: Eukaryota; Viridiplantae; Streptophyta; Magnoliopsida; Asparagales; Asparagaceae
Exons: 2
Coding region: 1-762 (253 amino acids)
Source: RefSeq, a predicted model, not a curated record